AUGGCGGCGCUCUACCGCCGUCUCCUCCUCCUCAGCCGCCUCUCCCCGACCCCAUCCCACCUCCUCACCCGCGCCACAGCCCAGCCCGCCCUCGCCUCCCCGCUGCUCACCCCAUCCCGCCACCUCGCCUUCUCCUCCGCCGAGGAAGCGGCCGCCGAGCGCCGCCGCCGCAAGCGCCGCCUGCGCAUCGAGCCGCCGCUGCACGCCCUCCGCCGCGACGCCACCCCGCCGGCCCCGCGGGACCCCAACGCGCCCCGCCUCCCCGACACCACCUCGGCGCUCGUCGGCCCGCGCCUCAGCCUCCACAACCGCGUGCAGGCCCUCAUCCGCUCCGGCGACCUGGACGGCGCCGCGCUCGAGUCCCGCGCCGCCGUCUCCUCCCGCGUCCGCCCCACCGUCUUCACCUGCAACGCCAUCGCCGCCUCCAUGGUCCGCGCGGCCCGCCACGACGACGCCGUCGCGCUCUUCGACUUCUUCUUCCGCCGCUCCGGCAUCGUGCCCAACGUCGUCUCCUACAACACCCUCAUCCUCGCGCACUGCGAGGCCGGCCGGGUCGACCAGGCGCUCGACGCCUACCAGGAGAUGCUCGACGGCGCCACCUCCUUCUCCCCCUCCGCCGUCUCCUACCGCCACCUCACCAAGGGCCUCGCCGCCGCCGGCCGCAUCCAGGACGCGCUCGACCUCGUGCGCGACAUGCUCAGCCGCGGCCAGGGCGCCGACUCGCUCGUCUACAAGAACCUCAUCGACGGCUACAUCCGGCUCGACGACUGGGAAAAGGCGUUCGAACUCUUCGCCGAGCUCCGCGAGAAGACCACCGUCUACGACGGCGUCGUGCACACCGGCAUCAUGGAGGGCUACUGGGCCAAAGGCAUGGACAAGGAGGCCAUGGACAGCUACAGGUCGCUCCUCGACAUGAACUUCAAGAUGACGCCGGCCACCUGCAACGUCCUCCUCCAGACGCUCUUCAAGCACGGCAAGCACAAGGAGGGGGACGAGCUCUGGGAGACCAUGAUCGACAACCACAACCCGCCCAGCUUCAUCGGCGUCAACAGCGAGUCCUACACCGUCAUGGUCAACCGGUGCUUCAACGAGGGCAGGUUCCACGACGCCAUCGAGGUCUUCCACAGGCUGCCCAGGAAGAACGUCCAGUUCGACGUCGCCUGCUAUAACAACAUCAUCGGGAAGCUCUGCGAGAACGGGAUGCUCCAGGAGGCUGAGAAGCUCUUUGAGGAGAUGGAGAGCAAGUCAGUGCUCCCCGACGUGUACACCUACACCUACCUCGUCGACUCGUGCUUCAAGGCUGGGCGUGUCGAGGACACCAUGCAGUACUUCCACAAGAUGGCAGACGGGAGGGAGCACGGACCAAAAUUCAAUAUCGCUUUCUUCAAUCGGAUGUUUGAGGGGCUUACAGAAGGUGGCCGGAUCGAAGAUGCCUUGAAGGUGUAUGGAAGGAUGCCUGACAAGGAGAUUAAGCCGUCCACAGCCACCUUUGAGAUCCUGGUCAAGGCGGCCUGCAAGGAAGGGGAACUGGAUAAAGCGCGGGACUUGGUGAGGGACAUGGCAAGAGGCGGCAUUGUCGCUCCAGCUGAGUUCCAUGAGUAUGCUGUUGAGAUUUUCAAGGAUGCUGAUCGCCAGGAGGAGAUUGAGCAAGCUUUUGAAGAAAAGCCAGUGCCUGUGCCACCUCAGCCAAGGCCAGAGUUUCGCCCUUGGAGUUCCUCACCUCAGGGAGGACUACCGGGAUUUGCAUCUAAUCAUCAGACAAGGGGUAGCUACACACCUCAACAAGGCCAGUCAGGAUAUGGUUCUCCUCAACCAUUCCACCAUGGUGAUGGUGUACCUAAAAUGCUGCAACCUAAGGGGGUAUCUUCGGAACCUGAACAGCUUGGAUAUGGCACUCCUCGACCGCAACAAUCAGCAGAUGUUGCUCAUCGGACUCAACAUCCUGGGUAUGACACAUCUCGUCAAUGGCAGACAGGGUAUGACUCUCACCAAGCGCAACAGCCUGCGUAUGGCUCUCAACAAGUGCAGCAGCCAGGGUACGUCUCUCAUCAGUCGCAACAGCCAGGUUAUGUCUCUCGCGAAGCGCAACAGCCAGGGUAUGGCUCUCAGCACGCCCAACAGCCAGGGUAUGGCUCUCACCAUGCCGGGCAGCCUGGGUAUGGCGCUCACCAGGCGCAGCAACCUGGGUAUGGCGCUCACCAGGCACAACAGCCUGGGUAUGGCACUCACCAGGCGCAACAGCCUGGAUAUAAUGUUCAUCAAGCGCAACAACAUGGAUAUGACACUCAUCAGGCGCAGCAGCCUAGUUAUAUUACUCAUCAGGCGCAGCGGUAUGGGUAUGGUGCACCUCAGCCAUCGCAGCCACCUUUUGCUCCUCCUGAAGCACCGCAACAUGGUCUUGGCACUGCUCAGAGUCUACCACGCAAUGGCCACAUAGGAAAUCAACAUGAUCAGUUUGGAUCUUCUCCUCAAGGCGGACGGAAAUUCGACACUCAGCCACCGUGGGAUUCUGGUGCUCAUGGUGCACCACAAUCAAGUUUGUGCACUGCUCAGGGCCUGCCACACUAUGGCCACAGAGGAAAUCAACACGAUCAGUUUAGAUCUCCUCAGGGCGUACAAAAAUUUGGCACCCCGCAGCCACAGGACUCUGGUUCUCCUGAAGCACCACAGUCUAGUUUGGAUACUGCUCAGAGCCGGCCACACUAUGGCCACAUUGGAAAUCAGCAUGGUCAGUUCGGGUCUCCUACUCAGGACGGAGUGAAAUCGGGCACUCAGUCACCGCAUGAGGAUUUUGGUGCUCAGCCAUCAGAUGAAAUGGCUGUCAAGUAUGCUGAGCGGUACUAAUUUUUUGGCAAUUUUGUGCUCGGAAGAAAACAUAUUCUAAAUUAAGCAAUAGGUACCGCAUGUAGUCCUAUAUAGACAGUGUUAUGCUGUUUCAUUCCACAACACCCCACCCCCAUCCACCUAUUUCGUCCUGUGUGAUUCUGUUUGGUUAUAUUUGUAGACCGCAGUGAUAUUCAUGGGGCAUUGUGAAACAGCUGUUGUCUUUAUUCAUAACAAGCUGGUGCAUGGUUGCAAUCCAGGGGAACAGAGCCCAGGCUGCUGGCAUUCUCUGUCCUAGGCGUUUUCCCUCUACGUUGUUAGCCUUCUACUGCUUGUGGUGUAAUUUUAGAGUCCAGCCAUGUGGGCGUCUUAAGUAAAUAAUAACUCUCUUCAUAA
Lolium rigidum is the source of this 3219-nucleotide messenger RNA. Its product is annotated as pentatricopeptide repeat-containing protein At1g10270-like. The coding region runs from base 1 to 2844 and encodes 947 amino acids. The transcript has a single exon. Lineage: Eukaryota; Viridiplantae; Streptophyta; Magnoliopsida; Poales; Poaceae. Gene Ontology annotation, cellular component: chloroplast. The record is from RefSeq and is a predicted model, not a curated record. Gene Ontology annotation, molecular function: protein binding.